Poecilia reticulata (guppy) is the source of this 1643-nucleotide messenger RNA. RefSeq lists its product as uncharacterized. Lineage: Eukaryota; Metazoa; Chordata; Actinopteri; Cyprinodontiformes; Poeciliidae. The record is from RefSeq and is a predicted model, not a curated record.
ACACAUCAGUGUCCCGCCCAUCUGGCUCCAGCGGAUCAACUCUGAUCAGCUUCUGAAGUUUAUUUUCAUCAUUUCUGUAUGGAAAAUAUUCCAGCCCUCAAAGGAGUAAAAAUGCAGAAAAAGGACAAGAAGACGAGCGGCUCGCCUCCUAAAAAGGAGAAGAAGAAGUCCUCUGAGGAGCCGCCGGACGGCGAGGACUCGGAGCGAGAGAAGAGUUUGUUUCUGUCUCAGAUUAGCUUCCUGGACGAAAAGCUAGAGAGGUUCCAGCUUCACAGCGAUGAACUGAAGGAGCAGAAGAAGGACAUCGUCCUGAAGUCCGGCGCUCUGCAGAAGGACACCAGCGACAUCCUGGAGUACCUGCAGCACUACCUGUCUGUGCUGGAGAGGGACGAGGAGGAGCUGAAGGCCAAGGUGGAGCGACAGCUGCAGGGCGACCAACAGAAAACUGAGUCCUUGGAGCAGCUGCUGAGUACAGAGAGACAGGAGCUGCAGGACAAGUUGGACCAAAUGAGCUCAGACAGAGACAACCAGGCCGCCAGGAUAGAGGAGCAGCGGCUGCAGCUGCUGGAACAGGAGCGGAAGAUCAACAUGAAGAAAACUCUGGACAAGGAGCUGAUCUUCCUGGAGCAGCAACACGGAGCCGAGAUCAACAAGAUGUACAUGGAGAAGCGGGAGAUCAUCGACGAGAUGAAGCAGAACGUGAUGAACAGCAUCAGGCAGAGGGUCAAGGCCAUGAUCCAGGAGGAGACCGAGCUGCACCAGAAGCUGCGCGCCGAUGUCGAGUCUCUGUCGCUGCGGAGUUUGGUGCUGCUGUGGAGGAGAAAGUCUGAGCACAGCAGGAUGGAGCGUCUCUGUCAAACGUCCAUAAAGAUCCGAGUCAUGAUCCACAAGAUGACCCGCAAAAUAUUCAUCCUCAGGAAGGAAUCAGUGAAGCUGAGGAGGAGAUGCAAACUGCUGACGGGUCACAUCAACGAGCUGCAGAGCUCCAGGGAGAGCCUGCUGGGCUACAAGGAGGCCUACAGGUCCUGCCUGGCCUCGGGGUCAGAGGAAUGCCGUCAGAAAGCGUUGGCCGUUGUUCUGCUGCUGGAGCGUCUGCAGAGGGAGCGCAGCAGACGGAGGGACCUGGAGGGAGACCUGAAGACAGCCGUGUCCGUCCUCACAGCCAUCGCCAUGGACUCUGAGAAAAUCCCCGGCGCUCAGCCGAGGCUGCAGCACCUGCUGCAGCAGAUGGUCACCAGGGAGCUGCAGGACGCAGAGACGGCCGACCUCACCGGGUCCUCUGACCAGACCGCUGGACCGCCGAGAGCUGAGGGCUCUGAGCCCGAACCGGCCAGCAGAGACGAGGAGGAGGAGGAGGAGGACGCGCUCUUCCUCAUGGCCAAACUCAGACCAGGAGACCUCUACCUGGUUCCUGGACCAACAUGGACGCCCAGAACCGCUUCGUCCCAACGCACCCUGACGCCCAGAAACAGAGUGAAGCUGCCUCCCAUCCAGAAGAGUCUGUUUCAGACGGCGCUGCAUGAGUGGAUGGGAUGAACUGAUGGAGCUGCUGCAGCUCAGGACCUCAUUUUGAUUCAACUGGAGAUUUUCUUCUGUUUACCUCAAACUAUCAAAGUUGAAUAAAAACCAGUAGUUUAAAGAGA